GCUAACACAGUCCCGUGGCUUCCGUGAUAUCCGAUCCCAGGAAGUCAAAAGGAGAGGUCCCUGUUACCUAGCAGCCGGUUACCUAGGAGACAGAAAAGUCAAGCUGAGGCCUGGUCUGCUUGGCUUUGUGUUCUUCCUAAAAAUCAUGCAGGCUGACAAAGGAACCCCAAGUGCUCACCAGUACUGUGUCAUAGUCAGGCUGCGGGAGACGGGGGAAAGAUUCACGGUGUCUGGUUGUAGCCACCAUAUGAAGGUCAAAGAGCUGAAGGAGAAGCUAGAGUUGGUGGCAGGAAUCCCAAUGCACCUCCAGAGGGUUUCAUACCUAGAUGAUGGAGAUAUGCCUGACAAUUCUACAUUUAAAUUCAAUGGGAUUAUUCCUCGAGGAACCAUCUCACUCGGUAUCUGGACAUAUGACGGCUGGAGUGAUCUGGUGAAAGCAGCGGCUGAAGGAAACAUAACAAAGCUGAAACGUUUGGGUGUCAGCGCAGAAUCACCAUAUAACACGCCUCAUUCAUUGCUUUUAAGCGUGGAGAAGAAGCAUGAAUGGAUAUCAGCGAGGGCUAACGUGGCGCUCUUCAUUGCUGCCCACAGAGGGUACCUGAAGAUGGCGCAGUUCCUUCUACAGAAUGGUGCAGACGUGCUGGCCAAAACCCCACAGGGGAACAGCCCUCUCCACGUGGCAGCAGCCAUGGGUAACAAUGACUGCAUCACUGAACUUUUAGCUUCUGGGGCACAAACCAAGGAGCCUAACAAAGAAGGUCUCACUGCCCUGGACUUGGCCAACAUUAAGUGUCAUAAAAUUGUGAAGCAUCAGCUACUGCUUUCCUUGUGGAGGGAGAGAUCUGGCACACUGCCAGUCAAGAGACACCUGGAUCCAUCCGAGCUUUUCGCUCAUCAGAAAUUUGACUCCAAGCUGAAAACAUGGAGGAGUGGAUCUCAAGCAAAAUGUUACAUGGCCAACCUAACCCAUCACAAAGAAUGCCGAGAUACAGAUAUCAGAGCUGCCAGAAAGCAGGCCAAUGUAAAUAGACAAAUGAAGAUAAGAGCUUAAGCAAUGCUAGCAGUUAAUUUAAAACAUGUUCAACACACAUCAACGGGAUAGGAAGCAUUCAGCUCAACAGCAAACCAAAGUAGCCAACAUUCAGCACGUCGGCUGUUACUGAACCAACAAGAACAUGGCGUCAGAGGUCUAAAGGAGAACUGUCACCAUCACAACUAUACUAACAAAUUGGUUUCCAUACAUUUGCUUUCA
Spea bombifrons (plains spadefoot toad) is the source of this 1252-nucleotide messenger RNA. RefSeq names its product ankyrin repeat domain-containing protein 60-like. Gene Ontology annotation, molecular function: protein binding. The transcript is spliced from 4 exons. Bases 146 to 1051 code for a protein of 301 amino acids. NCBI's taxonomy places the organism in Eukaryota, Metazoa, Chordata, Amphibia, Anura, Pelobatidae. The record is from RefSeq and is a predicted model, not a curated record.